Molecule: messenger RNA, 2697 nt
Organism: Phytophthora sojae
Lineage: Eukaryota; Oomycota; Peronosporomycetes; Peronosporales; Peronosporaceae
Exons: 7
Coding region: 1-2697 (898 amino acids)
Source: RefSeq, a predicted model, not a curated record
AUGCACGGCCACAUCGCCAUUUCGCAGAUCGUCAACAUGGCGGAGAGCGCGACUUCGGAUGGCAAGCAAGCGACGGCGCCACCUCAAGGCACGGCGCCCCCCGGCAGCGCGCCACCUCUGACACAGCAGCGCACCGGCGACGCCCCUGCGAGCGCCGCACCAACAGGCGGCGGCAGCGGCCAGGCGGGUAACUUAGCGUCCGGCGACACUUCGACGGGCAGCACCAAGACGGGCGUGACCAAGCGCGUCUUCUUCUCCAGUGCCACCGGCAAGACCUCCGACGCGGACAUGCGCGAGGCCGAUGGCAACGCCUCGACUGACGCUGCAACCCAGGAAACUGGUGACGCGAACUCAGAGUCCAAGGCUCCAGACGCAGGCGGCGUGGCUCCAGACGUGGACAUGGAGGGCGUCCCUGAGUUCAAGUUACCACUACACGCGACGCUAGAGGACGUCAGGGGACUCAUCUUCGCAGGCAUGCUUCGGCAGGAGGAGGUCGAUCCCUCUGAUUUCCUGGUCCCUGAACGCCCCCCGCACUGGAAACUGCCGGCUCCGCCGAAUCUCAAGACCAACGCGUAUCUCGUGGGGGUCCCAGGGAUCGUGAGCGACAUUCGCGCGGGCGCGUUCGCCAUGGAAGGCUACGGCGGCGCGACCACGUUGGUCGGCUUCGAGGAGCCCUCCGACGAGGAUCUUCAGGGGUUGAAGGAAGUCUGUGGCGCCGACGCUGGGAUCGAUGUCCUAUGUCCACGUCGUUCGCCUCUUUCAGCAUUCGAACUGGAACUGGACAAUACCCUGAAUUCCAUCGGUAUUCGACGCGAGAUGGCCUCACUCCUGCGUCACUUCAACAGCACAAGGCUCGCUGAGCGCGUGUUCAAGAUGACCGGUUACCUGCGCGACACUCGACGCAAGUACAAGGAACUGAAGCGCGCCUGGAAAUUCACGUGCGACUACUGGUUCCUGGAGGUCCAAGAGGCGCUGGGCAAGGUAGAUGAUGCUGAGUCCAAGUACAAAGUCGCGCUGGGCGAGCAGAAGACGCGGUACCAAGACGAGAUUGAUUCUCUGGAGUCCGAGAAGACGCAACUCAAGGCGCGCCUUGCCGACUCUGAGGCACAACACACAGACUUCACGGGUAAUUGGGAGCGCCUCCACGACCUCUUCAAGCUCUGCAUCAAGGGCUCGAAGCCUCCCGAAUCCUGGGACACUGUCAUCAACGUCACGGCCAUGGACAAGCGCAAGGCUGCGGUGACCCCGUACCCAGAGAAAAGCACACGUAUGCCUCCGUCUUCGGUGUCUGGAUCGUCCGGUCGUCCUGAAAUUCUUGAUCUCACGGAUCCUGGCAGCAAGCCUCGCAGCGGUUCGAAGACCGGGGGCAAACCUCAGGAUUCCAAGAAAUCUCAGGGUUCCAAGAAAGGUCAAGACCCCACAAAAUCACGGGGCUCUGAGGCGCCAGACACACAGUCGAAGUCCGCGAGCUCCAAGGUUCACAAGGUUCAGCGUCGUCCCAAGAAUCAUCAACCUGGCCGUGACUCUGUGCGUCGCGCCGGCGAAAAGACUGUGGUGGCCAAGGAGGCCGCACACACGAUGCUCCCGGGGGGUGUCGUCUGGAAGGAAAUUCGGCCAGACCCGCAGCUGAUCAAGAUGCUCGUGAGCAUGAUGUACUGGUGUCGUCUUGACCUGACUCCCUGGAGCAAGUACGUCCCUGAAGCCUACUACGAAAUGGCAGACGAGUGUCUGGACAGGGACGCCGAUUCCACGGUGGACGACAUCGAGAACGACCCGGACUACCAGCCUCCCGCCCAGGAACUUGAGGAGAGCGCCUCUAGUAAUAGCUCUGAAGAGGAGGAGGAGGAGGUCGCUCCUGAAACUCUGGAGGACAUCGAGGAUACAGGGGACGACGACGACGCAGAGGACGGCAAUGGGGGUUCUAGUGGUACUCAGGGGUCCAAGGCUACAUCACGCUCCAAGCAUCCGUCGACGCUCGCGCGGAAAUCGUACUCGGAGCUCACUUCAAGUGAGUUGAUGACGGCCGAAGACCCUGAAGACAACGAGACCUCCUGGCGCAUCUAUGGGGUUCUUGUUCAAUAUCCAAGUUCGACCAAGAGUGCGUCUUGCCAGACUCCCGGGUUCCCAGAGUACGAGAUCCACAAGUAUUCGUACGACGUUGCUCACGAGCGCUGGGACCGUGAGGCAUACCAAGAAGUCCUGGAUUCUGAACCCUGGGACACUAUGCUUCAGGGCCGCUUCCGAGUGUUCUACUUCCAUGAGCGAGAGCUACUCUCCGCGAAAGCGCUCAAGCUGAUGGAGGACGUCGUGGACAUCAUGCACAAGCACGCACAGGCAAUCUGGGAGCGCGGGCACUGGGUGCCUAUUCCGACUGAAGAACAAGCAGACGCCACCAUGGAAUCUCAGCGGAAGUCGCGUCGAAAUGCGCUACGCAGAUCGUACAAGACGCUCGUCGAGCGCUCGCGCAACACCCCUGGGUUCAUCCCGUCGUUGUGGGCCAAGAAACUCGGGGGAGCUAAGUGCAAGGACUUAGACGUCCAGCUAGCGACGUUGGACAUUCGUGAGCCUGCUCGAGUCCAAUGGAACACGGCGGCUGACGACGAUAAGUGGCUACAAUACGUGCCGAACAUCAUCAAACGCCACAUCAAGCCCCUGGCCAUCCGUAAGCUCAACCCGCUGUCUCUCAAGCACUCGUGA